Molecule: messenger RNA, 1161 nt
Organism: Pectinophora gossypiella (pink bollworm)
Lineage: Eukaryota; Metazoa; Arthropoda; Insecta; Lepidoptera; Gelechiidae
Product: translation initiation factor IF-2-like
Exons: 8
Coding region: 90-986 (298 amino acids)
Source: RefSeq, a predicted model, not a curated record
UGGAUGCAACAACAGUCGUAUAUAAGCGGCGCGCAGGGUUUCGCGCGCAUUUACCUUGUGAACUGCGCGUGAGUUUGUUUGUGAACAACAUGGCCAGAUAUUUCUGUCUUCUGGCGGCAGUAUGCGUGGCGGUGAGCGGCGCGCCGCCUGCCCCGCCGCGGCUCUACCAGCAGCAGUCUGCGCCUGCGCACCUGCAGUCAAUCGGACCAUUGGACUACUUCAGUGAAAACUCAGAAGUUUCUGCGUACUACAACCAGGCGCAGGCGCAGCAGAAGCAAGUGGAGCGCGUGCAGCCGGCGCGGCUCGAGAACCUCGAGAACCCAGAUAGCGAGGUCGAGCUCAUACCCGGCGCGCAGCAGCCGCAGCAGCCUCCUCAGACGCCCGUGUCUCCAAAUCUGCCCGGGCUGGUUCCAGGGCAGAGGGUCUUCAUCGUCCACAUGCCAGUUCCUGGAUACAGACCAGGAACAAUCGGAGGAUACCAGCCCAUAUACAUAGUAGCUGCAGCUCCACAGGGGAACAAUGCAUAUGCUGGAAAUGCAGGUCCCGGCUACCAGAAUGCAGUGCUGGUGAACCCCGGGGCUCCCGGACAAGUGGUCAACCCAUUUUUCGGUUUCCCAGCUGCCCAGGCUCCGGGCGGCCUGGUGGUGGGCGGGCCUCUUGGCUACCGCGGCUUCGAGCAAGUCUACCAACCGCAAUACCAGCCGCAGAUUGAUCCUGCUUAUGGUUUCCAACCCGGUCCCGGCCCCCAGCCCGAAGGUCCCCGCGGAGCAGUACACCUGUCCCAGCUAGUUGGUCUGCAGGCGCACGCGCAGCCCCCACAUCCGGGGAACCAGGGUCAGAGAGCAGAGACAGCAGCGCAGACGUCGGAUCCAAAGAGAGUAGGAGAAGCAAGUGAGAGCGUGGAGUCCAAGGAACCGUUGAGAGAGGAGCCCAGACGCAACGCGCGGCCGACACCUGCGCACGCGCAACCUAGGAAUAAAGCGUAGAUGUGGUUGACACAUAGGGGAGAAAGGUUUCAUUCGAUCUGAGCUAAAGAAUUUAUGCUAAAAAGAAGCUAAAAGGGACUCGGUACUUUCAAAUCAUAUUUAAACACACAACAGACACAACUCAUCAAAACCUGAUUACAGGCAUUCGUGUCCCGUGUUGAUGAAGAAGAAGAAA